AUGAGAGCCGCUACACGCGGACCUGUCGCCAAGGUCGAUCCGGUGCCGGUGGCCCUCGCGAAGUCGCUAAACGCUUGGGACCCCAUUGCGCUACAAAUGCUCGUCGCUAGCAACCGCAAGCUCACGUUCAAGGAAUUCCAAUACGACAACGAGAACUCCAAGUGCACGUCGCUCAAGCUCGCCGAGGCAGGCUUCUACCACGCCGGCGCGACGGACGCAACAUGCCCGUUCUGCCUGAAGACGAUGUCAUUCGACCCAGAAGACGACCCGUGGGCCGAGCACAAGGCCCAUUGCCCCCGCUGCCCGUUUGUCGUCGUCAACGAGCGCGACGAGGGCAAGUGGACCGUCCGACAAUGCGUGCUCUUGAUAGCCGCCAUCAAAGCAAACUCAAUGCGCGACGCCCUCGGCCAAUUCAACGCCCAGCUGAACAUGAUGGAAGACGAGCUCGACGCCAUCAAGCCACCAACCUAU
Molecule: messenger RNA, 471 nt
Organism: Mesorhabditis spiculigera
Lineage: Eukaryota; Metazoa; Nematoda; Chromadorea; Rhabditida; Rhabditidae
Source: the annotation of a GenBank genome assembly